This is a messenger RNA of Helianthus annuus (common sunflower), 1333 nucleotides long. RefSeq names its product ubiquitin fusion degradation protein 1 homolog. The coding region runs from base 172 to 1125 and encodes 317 amino acids. Gene Ontology annotation, cellular component: VCP-NPL4-UFD1 AAA ATPase complex. Gene Ontology annotation, molecular function: polyubiquitin modification-dependent protein binding. The transcript is spliced from 10 exons. The record is from RefSeq and is a predicted model, not a curated record. Lineage: Eukaryota; Viridiplantae; Streptophyta; Magnoliopsida; Asterales; Asteraceae.
AAAAAAACUAUAGAAACCCUUCAACCAACACAUAUAGCACAAUUUGAUGCGAUCACCCUAUAUAUCGUAAAGUUGAUCCUCAAGACGACACGAUAACAGGGUUUACAAAGCUUCUUGCACAACACAAAAGAUUUCCACUCAUCUCCUGAAGAUAAAUUUAUAAAAUCCAUCAUGGCAUUGGAGGAUGAAAUUUACCGUGACCCUCCUUCGACUUUUGAACAGAAUUAUCGCUGUUACCCUGUUUCUUUCAUCGAAAAGUCUCAUUUGGAGAAAGGUGAUAAAAUUAUAAUGCCUCCAUCUGCGCUUGAUCGCCUCGCCUAUUUGCAGAUCGAUUAUCCAAUGUUAUUCGAACUCAAAAAUCCUUCUGCUAGUAAGGUUUCACAUUGUGGUGUGCUAGAAUUUAUAGCAGAUGAGGGCUUGAUAUACGUUCCGUACUGGAUGAUGGAGAACAUGUUGUUACAAGAAGGAGAUAUCGUAAAUGUGAAGAAUGCGAGUUUAUCAAAGGGAACUUAUGUGAAACUUCAGCCGCACACUACGGAUUUUCUUGAUAUAUCGAACCCAAAAGCCAUAUUAGAGACAUCAUUAAGAAGCUACUCUUGUUUAACCACUGGUGACACAAUCAUGGUGGCAUAUAACAACAAAAAGUUCUAUAUCGACAUUGUUGAAACGAAACCGUCACCUGCAAUAAGCAUAAUCGAAACAGAUUGUGAAGUUGACUUUGCACCACCGCUUGACUAUAAAGAACCUGAAAGACCUUUGAAAUCUAAAGUGCCUCCAGAAGUUGAAGAAGAACCACCUACGAAAGUUCCAAAGUUUAACCCAUUCAGCGGUUCGGCUAGACGGUUAGAUGGGAAACCGGCUGAGACUGUGGCGGCUCCGCUGGUUCAACCGCAGAAGACCGAGGCCACAACCAGUGGUACUAACGGCUCCAUGCCGUCAAGCUCUGGUUCAAGAAAACGUUCUGGGAAGCUUGUUUUUGGGUCAACUGCAGAUCAAAAUUCAAAUGGAACACCGAAAGCCACCAUGAAAGAAGCGAAACAAGAUUCAUCUAAGAAGGAAGAAGCUAAGAAGGAAGAACCGAAAUUUCAAGCAUUUACAGGCAAGAAGUACUCUCUGAAAAACUAAUUAGGUGACGGGUUUUAUAAUGUAUGUUCAUGUUCCAAAUUUACUUACUGUGCAUUCCCAGUAAUCUCCUUUUGAAACCCAUGUAGCCAACAUGGGGUUUUGCUUGUGGUUUAUACCUGGAUACAGAAUCCAAGGGUUUUUGUGUCGUUUCAAAGGCUAUUGACGCCGUUUGGUAUUAUUUAUUGGAAUGUCCUUUUUAUUUCGGGUU